AUGACAGGCGAUAUCGUAAUGAUUCCGCUUCAACAUUGCGACGAUCUUCGGACGAUGCCGAAUGACACUGUCAACAACGUUCCUCUCUUGGAAGCCGUUCGUGAAUUUUCUCUCGCUGUCAUCUCCGGCCGCGUCUUCAUUGGCCCCGAGCUUUGCCGCAAAGAAGAGUAUCUAGAGGCCAGCACUAUGUUUGUCGUCGACCUCUUCCAGGCAGUGGCCAAGAUAAAGAGACGCCGCGCUGCCCAAGUCCUGAUCCUAGUCAUUGAAGCACGCAAAAGAUUGCACAAAGAAGUUACCGAGGUACCAGAGGACAUGCUGCAAUGGUUCAUUGUCAAAUCUAGCAAGUUUGGCAUGGGCAAGAAUGAGCAGCUCGCCGAAACGCAGCUCAGCAUGAGCGCCGUUGCUAUCCACACCACCACAACGGCAGCCACGCAUACCUUAAUCAGCUUCAUGCGAACUAUCACAAAACCAGUGACGCUUAAAGAUGGCACUCAGCUCCUACCUGGCACCAACAUCGCGGUGCCCAUGGUCGGCCCACUACAAGACAAUCUUUACUACACUGAAUCAGCCCAAGUCGAUCCCUACCGCUUCGUGUCCAUCCGCAGCGAGGCCCGCAGCGAUCCGUUACAGUAUGCAAACAAGGAACAGUAUCAAUUCGUGUCAUCGACCAAGGAGAACAUGGCCUUUGGCUUUGGCCGCCACGCGUGUCCAGGCCGCUUUUUUGCUGCUACAGAGAUUAAGAUGCUCAUUGCAAGACUUCUUUUGGAAUACGACAUUCGAAUGCCAGAAGGUGUCAUGGAGCGGUAUAAGAAUAUCGUGAGAGGCGACAGAUCGAACCGGAUCAUACGAAGACGAUUAUGUUAA
Molecule: messenger RNA, 864 nt
Organism: Colletotrichum costaricense
Lineage: Eukaryota; Fungi; Ascomycota; Sordariomycetes; Glomerellales; Glomerellaceae
Product: ent-kaurene oxidase
Exons: 4
Coding region: 1-864 (287 amino acids)
Molecular function (GO): oxidoreductase activity, acting on paired donors, with incorporation or reduction of molecular oxygen; monooxygenase activity; heme binding
Source: RefSeq, a predicted model, not a curated record